CAGCGCAGUCGCUCGCCGCAGAAGUCCAAAUUCCCUCUCCUCGAUCUGCCGCUGGAGCUGAGACAGCAGAUACUCGGUUAUUUGCUACCUAGAACGAUCGAGAAGUCGAGUACGAAUCCGCUUGCCAACCAUGCUCGUAACUUCAGUGCCGUCAGGAAGAGAGAGGCUAGAGGAAUGAUCGUGCCCAAGAGCAGUCCAUUGCAGGCCGGCCCAAAGACAGUGAUGUGGCGAAGGGGAAACAUCAGCCUUCUCAUGGUCUGCCGGCAGCUCCAUGAUGAAUGCGCAGAGCUCUUGUAUGGCGGCAAUACGUUCCUGCUAUUCACGACAUACAAUGGCACGACCUUUCGGUUCAAUUGGUUGCUGGACACCGGGAUGGCCCCGACGCGACAUUUGCCAUUUCUAGAGCUCCUGUCUGGAAAGUACAUGUCUCUCAUACGAAGAGUCAUUGUGAAUGUUGAUCAUGUCGACAGCUAUACGGGCAUGAUUAAGUACAACGUGUCUGGGAAAGGCCUAACUCACGGCAUACGCAAGCAAGUACAACGUCUUGUCAAUGCUUUG
Molecule: messenger RNA, 558 nt
Organism: Pseudocercospora fijiensis CIRAD86
Lineage: Eukaryota; Fungi; Ascomycota; Dothideomycetes; Mycosphaerellales; Mycosphaerellaceae
Exons: 1
Source: RefSeq, a predicted model, not a curated record